AUGUCGUUCAACUUCGGUGCGUCUUCCGCGGCUCCUUCGGGUGGCUUCAACUUCGGCGCCAGCUCCGCCGCUCCGGCACCCUCUACAUCCUCCAGUACUGGUGGCUUCUCUUUCGGCGCAGCCUCUAGCGCCCCGGCCACGUCCACAGCGCCGUCCUCGGGGUUCAGCUUCGGCGCCAAGCCCACGGCCGCUUCCAGUACCAGCAGCGGCUUCAACUUCGGAGCAACGUCCUCGACGCCUGCAGCGCCUGCAGAGUCCAAGAGCAGCGCCGCGUCUGAUCCGUCGACAGGUUUCAGCUUCGGGUCAACGGCCCCGUCGUCUACAGCUGGAUCCACUGCCACUUCCAGCUUUGGUGCCAAGGCGCCCGCAGCGGAGGCUAAGCCGGCAGCUUCGAGUGGCUUCAGCUUCGGAUCAACUACGUCUUCGACAACAGCGGAGGCUAAGACGACAGCCCCGGCUUCUUCGGGCUUUAGCUUCGGUGCUCCGUCUUCUACAGCAGAUGCCAAGCCAGCAGCACCCGCUUCGUCAGGCUUCAGCUUUGGUGCGAAACCUGCGGAGGCUAAGCCAGCUACUGGUUUCUCGUUUGGUGCCAGCUCGGCUGCUUCCAAUGCUACUACAAGCACUACCACUACGUCGACGGGAGGAUUCAGCUUUGGUGGUGCGAAGCCGACGACUUCUACCGCCGCAGAGAGCAAGACAGAGACGACGCCACCGACAGUAGCAUUCGGAACGUCGACAGCAGCCUCGAGUGCUACGGGGUCGACUCCGACAGCCACUUCGACUGCGACCUCCACGGCCAUCACAGCUCCAGUCACCGAGACGGACAAACCUCCAGCUGAGUACAUGGGUCGAACGAUUGAGGAUAUCAUUAACGCGUGGAGCGAGCAGCUCGAGCGCAAUGCGGACACAUUCACCACUGAAGCUGUCAAAGUGAGCAAGUGGGACAGCGAUCUGAUGGACAGUCAACGCAAGCUUGGCGAUAUUGCCGGAGACGUGCGACGUAUUCAGGUGGCUCAGAACGAGCUAGACUCGAACUUGGACACGAUCUUCGCCUACCAGAUGGAGCUGAAGUCCACGCUUGAGCAAUUGGAGAAGAGCGUGGACAAGAUGUACGAAUCUCAGGACCAGAUGCCCGUGGCCGCCGACAUUGAGCGCGAGCAGACCUUGCAGUUGUCGGUGGAUAUCGACGACCAGCUGAACUCGAUGACGACGACGCUGAAGGAGACGGUAGAGAAGCUGAACAAGGCUCAGGACGACGUGGCAGACGACAACAACCCCAUGGUGCAGAUCAUGAAGGUGCUCAACGUGCACCACAACUCUCUCCAGUGGAUCGAAGGCAGCGCUGGCCAGAUCAACAGCGACAUCGCGCAAUUGUCGCGCAAGCUGCAGAGUUCGUCGAUUUAA
Molecule: messenger RNA, 1404 nt
Organism: Phytophthora infestans T30-4
Lineage: Eukaryota; Oomycota; Peronosporomycetes; Peronosporales; Peronosporaceae
Product: nuclear pore glycoprotein, putative
Exons: 4
Coding region: 1-1404 (467 amino acids)
Biological process (GO): protein import into nucleus; RNA export from nucleus
Cellular component (GO): nuclear pore; nuclear pore central transport channel
Molecular function (GO): structural constituent of nuclear pore; phospholipid binding
Source: RefSeq, a predicted model, not a curated record